GUAGAAAUUCAGAGCAUCAAAAUCUUGAAUGUGUUUUAAAAUGAAAUCAAACUUGUCUUUAUUGACUUGAUUAACAUGAAAGUCCAACCAAUUAGUCUCACAGUGUCUCAUCUGAGGAGUGUUUCAAUACUUCAAUUCAUCAACAAUUUUAUUGGCCGAUAAGAUGUCAGAUCUGAUAAUUUUCAUUGAUUUUGAUUGGCUGAGAAGCAUCAUUACUAUGGUUAAUGUCGGAUAAAACGUUAGUAUCGAUAAGUCCUUUCGUGAAAUGUUCUCCUGAUCACUGAGCUGAGCUGUGUACAAAUCAAUGAAUCUCGCAGAUCAACGAAAUUACACCACCUGCCUGAAAUAUGUACAGCUUUCGUCGGCUAACUUCAGUUUUCCGCAACAAGGAGGUCAACCACCAAGGAGGCACGCAUGUUGCUUCUCCACCUCGAGUUUUCGUAAAAGAAAUUAAAAAUGCCCGAAGUUAAGUGCCAUUAUGAAGUGUUGGGUGUUCCUAGAGACGUUGAAGAUGAUGACCUAAAAAAAGCCUACCGUAAAAUGGCUCUUAAGUGGCAUCCUGAUAAAAACCCAGAUAAAGUAGAAGAAUGUACCAAAUUCUUUGCUCAGAUCCAGACGGCUUAUAGUGUCUUAUCAGAUAAACAGGAGAGAGCUUGGUAUGACAAGCAUAGAGAAGCCAUACUUAGGGGAGGAUUCGGAAAAGACUAUGAAGAUGAUUUUAUGGAUGUUAUGCAGUAUAUGACACCAACAGCAUAUACUGGAUUUGGAGAUGAUGACAAGAGUUAUUACAGUGUAUACAGAGAUGUAUUUGCCAAGAUUGCUGAUGAAGAUAUCCGCUACAUGGAAGACAAGGAUAUGGAUACUGACAUCCCAUGCUUUGGAGAGUCACAGAGCUCAUAUGAAGAGGUUGUGCAUGCAUUUUAUGCAUACUGGCAGAGCUACCGUACCUCCAGGUCAUUUGUAUGGGUAGAGGAGUUUGAUACUCGUGAAGCACCAAACAGACGUGUAGCUAGACUCAUUGAGAAAGAGAACAAGAAGAAAAGAGAAGCUGCCAAGAAGGAAUGGAACCAACAAGUCCAGCUUCUGGUAUCAUAUGUCAAGAAAAAGGACAAGAGAGUUCAAGCUCACCGGAAAUUAAUGGAGGAAAAGGCUGCUGAAAGGAAACGCUUGGAAGCAGAAAGGAGAGAAAAGGAAAGAAAAGAAAGAGCAAGGCUUCAUGCAGAGUUGGCCGAGCAGGGUCAAAAGUUCAAAGACGAGAUGGAAGAACAGCUCAAGGCAAUGGAAGCUACUUUCAACAAUGAAUAUGGAAUAGACAGUGAUGAUAUUGAUUCAGACUCCCAGGCAGACAGUCUUGAGGAUGAACUGGAUGACCUGUUCUGUAUUGCCUGUAAUAAGGGUUUCAAAAGUCCCAAGGCGUUUGCAAAUCAUGAAAACUCUAAGAAACAUAAGGAAAAUAUGGUGUAUCUGAAAGCCCAGAUGGAGGCAGAGGAAGAAGAGUUUGCUGGGGAGGAGAGCGUAGAAGAAGAUCAUGAGCUGGAAGAAGGAGAUGAGGAGGAGAAGGAGGAAGAGAUUGAAGAUGAGGAGGACGGAGAGGUGAAAGAUGAAGAGGAAGAUGAUGAUGAAGAAAUGGAUGGAAUAGAUGGGCAAGCCAAGAUGGAUGGAUCAGAACCACAAAGAAAAAAACUUUCUAAGAAGCAAAAGAAGAAAAGGAGACAGCAAGCAAAACUAGACGAUUCAGAAAAUCAUGUGGAGGAGGAAGAGGUAAUUGAUAUUGCACAACCCAGUGACAACGAAGAUGAGGACUUUCCUGAUAAAACAAAGUUGUCCAAGAAGCAGAAAAAGAAGAGAAGACAGCAGAUGAAGGCUGAUGAAGGUCAAGAACAAGAACCUUUUAAGGAUCUCAAUAUCCAACUCGGUGGUAGGGAAUCAGAGGAAGAGGAAUCCACCAAAACAAAGUCAUCCAAGAAGCAGAAGAAGAGGAGAAGACAACAAAAACAGAUGACAGAGAAGGAAGAAGAGGAGGAAGAUGUGAUUGACCUCGUAUCAAAAUUAGAGAUGGGGAACUCAAAACCAGUCCCAGAUUAUUCUAGGCCUGAAUGCAAAGAUGAUGAGCCAAGUAGUUUAUCAGCUGAUCUGCAGGAGAGAUUGACAUUAGAAGAUGACCAAGAUAAGCAGUCCAGUUCACAUCAUAAAUCUAGUGACAAUGUCAGAGGUAAAACAAAGAAUGGGGAUGUUUCUUCAAGAACCCAGUCAACAUCAUCAUCCGAGCCUCAGAUAUGUCACACUUGUUCUUCACGGUUUCCUACCCGCAAUAAACUCUUCAAACAUGUCAAGACAACAGGACAUGCCUUACGAUUGACAGAGGAUGCAGCUCAACAUCACAAUGUCUCCUCAGCAAAGACAUCAAAGAAGAAGAAGAAACAUAAAGGACGAAAUGAACUAGAAUGAUACUUCAUUUUAUUAUUUUAUUUAAAAUAUUAAAAUAUUUCUUUUUAAUGUACCAACCCUUCCUUGGAUCAUAUGAUUCAGGCCAUGCAAAAUAAACAAAGUAAUGUCAUGCUUCACAACAAUUAUAAAAACAGUACGAUCUUAUUGUCUUCUGCAUUAGUAUCCCUAGUGGCAAUAGCUGAUGACCUGAAUUUCUAUUUACCUCAUUACCCCCCCCCCCCCUCACAUGUAACCAUGUAGUAAUGACCCCUAAGUACCCCUGAUGUAAUAAACAAUACACAUGUACCCCUUCAGUAACCCCUUUCAUCUCUGUCAACCCAAUGUUAUACCCUAAUGCACAUGCUCUGUAUACUUUAUUCUGUCCCAAAAUUGUGUUCUUCAUACUAAUCAGUCGCUGAUGAGCCUUAGGGUGAAACAGUCUGUACGACUAGCUUAGUUAAGCAAUCCAACCAAUAAAUUAUUUACCUCAUUGUUUAUUUGUAACAAUAUGACUCCUCUCUACACCCUCUCCUCUAAAAGCAAACUUGAUAAGAAUUUCCUCCAUAACUUUUAAUAUUUCAUUUUGGUAUUUCUAUUGCCAGAGGUAGUCUGGGUGCUGCUCCUGCGGCAUAGGCGUAUUGCUUUAUAUGGGCACAGGGGUGGCGGAGGAUGGAUAUUCGAGACUUCAGGACACGCUUUGCAUUUGCCCAAGAACCAUCUGUAACACUUACUCCCUCCCUCUCAAUGAAGGAUAUACCUCGACAAAAAAAGCUUUUUUGGGGGGAGGCUGCUUUUCAUUAUCUACUGCCUAAAUCUGCAACAUUGUAUCUAUUGCAACACUUUAGUGAAUGGGGAUUUUCAGGGGUGAAAUCACCUCAAGCGCCCUUGUAAUUGUUUCCCUGAUAUACCCAUUAAUGAAGAAGAUUCCCUUAUAGGAAUCUACCAAGAUUGGUUAAAUCAUGUUAUUAGGAAAUUUUGAGCAAAAUUGUGCAAUAGCCCACUCGAGAAUUUUGCUCAGGUCAGUUGAAAAUUCAUGUAUGGGAGAGACCCCCCCCCCCCAAAAAAAGGCUUUUUGUUUGAAAUAACAUAACAAUGAAGCAGAUCUUAAUUAUUAUUAAUUUCUAAUUAUUUCAAAGCAAUGAUGUGAAAUAUGAAUUAAAAUAAAUAUAUACAUAAAUGAGA
This is a messenger RNA of Lytechinus pictus (painted urchin), 3609 nucleotides long. RefSeq names its product dnaJ homolog subfamily C member 21-like. Bases 457 to 2448 code for a protein of 663 amino acids. Lineage: Eukaryota; Metazoa; Echinodermata; Echinoidea; Temnopleuroida; Toxopneustidae. The record is from RefSeq and is a predicted model, not a curated record. The transcript is spliced from 16 exons. Gene Ontology annotation, cellular component: cytoplasm. Gene Ontology annotation, molecular function: zinc ion binding; nucleic acid binding.